Messenger RNA from Bombina bombina (fire-bellied toad), 1147 nucleotides. Its product is annotated as sphingosine 1-phosphate receptor 1. Gene Ontology annotation, cellular component: membrane. The record is from RefSeq and is a predicted model, not a curated record. The transcript has 2 exons. Gene Ontology annotation, biological process: sphingosine-1-phosphate receptor signaling pathway; angiogenesis. Lineage: Eukaryota; Metazoa; Chordata; Amphibia; Anura; Bombinatoridae. Gene Ontology annotation, molecular function: sphingosine-1-phosphate receptor activity. The annotation marks the transcript as partial.
CAGAGAAGUGCAGAUCCUGAAGCUGGGACACACAGACUGAUACUGUGGGACACACAGACUGAUACUGUGGGACACACAGCCUGAUACUGUGGGACACACAGCCUGAUACUGUGGGACACACAGCCUGAUACUGUGGGACACAACUUAUAAAUAAGGACACAGAGUCUUGUGCAGGGGGACACACAGCCUGAUACUGUGGGACACACGGCCUGAUACUGUGGGACACAACUUAUAAAUAAGGACACAGAGUCUUGUGCAGGGGGACAUAGAGAUGUGGACCAGUUCAAUACAGUGGUAAAAGUCAGAGGAGAAUAGUUUUGUGACACCAUCGCUCUCCCUUCUAUCCCACUGAAGUUGGCUCCUUUUUCUUCUCAAGAAAUGUGAGAAGAUGCUGAGGAACUUCAGACUCCAAGGAACGAGAAAACUUAUAGAAAACUUAUGGAUAACUGCUGGGAUAUAACUGGAUCCUGAGGUUUCUACUGGACAGAACCUGAGACUGAGAGACAAUUUCUGAUACACCAUCGCCAUCUACAGAUGAAAUGGCAGCGCCUACAGCUGGCACGACCAGUACCAGCUUUGAUGUUAUUAUUACUCAUUACAACUACACCGGAAAACUAAAGACCAGCUCCGUCAGCGAAGUCAAGCCAACAUCUAUACUCUUCAUUAUCAUCUGCUGCUUCAUUGUUCUUGAGAACAUUCUAGUACUCCUUACCAUCUGGAGAACCAAGAAGUUCCAUCGACCCAUGUACUAUUUCAUUGGUAACCUGGCUCUCUCCGACCUACUGGCUGGGGCAGCAUACACUGCCAACAUCCUGUUGUCUGGGCACAACACGUACCUACUAAGCAAGGAGCAGUGGUUGGUACGAGAAGGAAGCAUGUUUGUAGCUCUUUCAGCCUCAGUGUUUAGCUUACUGGCCAUAGCUAUUGAGCGCUACAUCACAAUGCUGAAAAUGAAGCUGCAGAGUGGGAGCAACAGCUGCAGGUCAUUCCUCUUGAUCAGUGCCUGCUGGGUCCUCUCAUUGUGCCUUGGAGGGAUGCCCCUCAUGGGAUGGAACUGUAUCGAUCAGCUUCCAUAUUGCUCUACAGUUCUGCCCUUAUACCACAAGAGUUACAUUCUUUUCUGCACCACGAUAUUCAGCUUGUUGCU